CAUGCACUGUGUGAGAGAUCAAGUGCAGAGGGCGAGGAAGGGAGGGUCGUACACAGACAGAUCACAACUGUUGCAUAUUCUCUUCUAAAUACCGCGAUUUACUUCUUUAUUUUGACCAAUUCCUUCAACUAAUUUGGUCAUACUUGUAUAAUUCAUACUCCAGAAAGCAGGACUAAAGAGCUAGGCUUGAGGGACUUCUUCCCAGCUCCUCAUCAAGAUGUUUUCUGUUCAUCUGCUCGCCUACUAUUUCUCCAAACUCAAAGAGGAUCCCACCAAGAAGGUGGACAGGUUCCUGUACUCCAUGCGUCUGAACGACGACCAGCUGAGAGACGUCUCGGCGCGGCUCCUGCAGGAGAUGCAGGACGUUCUGUCCUCGCAGAGCAGCGCCGCCGAAUCCAUCAAGAUGCUGCCAACCCACGUGUGCUCCACUCCGGAUGGAUCAGAAAACGGAGACUUCCUAGCAUUAGACAUGGGAGGCUCCAGGUUUAAGGUGCUCCGGGUGAAAGUGAGACAGCAAGUGGGGAAAAAAGGUGGAGUGGAGAUGGAGGAGAAAACCUACUCUAUACCCAAAGAGCUUCUGAAUGGAAAGGGAUCGGAGUUAUUUGACCACGUGUCUAAGAGCCUGAAGGACUUUGCUGACACAAACAACAUUGACCUGGAGAAGAAACACCCACUGGGCUUCACCUUCUCCUUCCCCUGUCACCAGAACACCCUGAACCAGGGAGUGUUGCUGAACUGGACUAAGAACUACAGAGCCAGAGGAGUACAGGGUAAAGAUGUGACCCGGGCCCUCAUGGAGUCCAUCCAGAGAACAGGAGGUAUGGAUGUGGAGCUGCUGGCCUUAGUGAACGACACCGUGGGAACCAUGAUGACCUGCGCUUUCGAUGAUCCGUACUGUGAAGUCGGGCUCAUUAUCGGCACUGGUACCAACGCGUGCUACAUGGAGGAGCUGAGGCACAUCAACCUGGUGGAGGGUGACGAGGGCCGCAUGUGUGUCAACACAGAGUGGGGGGCCUUCGGGGACGACGGGGCCCUCAAGGAUUACAUCACCGAUUUCGAUCGCGACAUCGACGCUGCCUCCGCCACACCUGGAAAGCAGAUUUUUGAGAAGCUGAUCAGUGGUCUGUAUCUGGGCGAGCUGGUGAGGUUGGUGGUUCUGAAGAUGGCCAAGCAGGGACUGUUGUUUGAAGGCCAUGCUCCCGACGCCCUGAGGACCAAAGGGAAGAUCACCACAGCCCACGUUGCCUCCAUGGAACAGUACAAGGACGGCCUGCGCAACACCCGGGCGAUCCUCGAGGACCUGGGCCUGGCCCCCUCGGACGACGACUGCGUGGCGGUGCAGCACGUCGGCACCGUGGUCUCCUUCCGCUCCUCCAACCUGGUGGCGGCGGGGCUGGCGGCCAUCUUGACCCGCGUCAGGCAGAACAGGAAGCUGAAGACCCUGCGCAUCACGGUCGGGGUGGACGGCACCGUGUACAGGACACACACACAGUAUGCCAAACGACUCCACAAGGUGGUGCGCCGGUUAGUUCCUGACUGUCAUGUCCGAUUCGUCUUAUCAGAGAGUGGCAGCAGUAAAGGGGCUGCCAUGGUAACGGCAGUUGCCCAGCGACUUGCCUCGCAGCGGCGUCAGGUGGACGAGGCACUGUCGUCCCUCAAGCUGACCCAGGAACACCUGGGAUAUGUGAAGUCCAGAAUGAGGGCGGGGCUAGAGGCGGGGCUAAAAUCACAAGGCCCCUCCCCUGUUAAGAUGCUGCCUGCCUAUGUGUACCGAACCCCAGAUGGCACAGAGCACGGGAACUAUCUGGCCCUGGACCUGGGAGGGACCAACUUCAGGGUCCUGCUGGUGAAGAUCCGCAGCGGCCUGAGUCGCUCCGUCCGCCUCUACAACAAGAUCUACGCCAUCCCCCUGGAGGUCAUGCAGGGGACAGGGGAGGAGCUGUUUGACCACAUCGUGCAGUGUAUCAGUGACUUCCUGGACUACAUGGGCAUGAAGAACACUCGUCUUCCGCUCGGCUUCACCUUCUCCUUCCCCUGCUACCAGAAAGCCAUAGACACGGGCACCUUGGUGAGCUGGACCAAAGGCUUUAAGGCCACCGGCUGUCAAGGAAAUGACGUGGUGGACAUGCUGAGGGAGGCCAUCAAGAGACGCAACGAGUUUGACUUGGACAUCGUGGCGAUCGUCAACGACACAGUUGGAACGAUGAUGAGCUGUGCCUAUGAGGACCCGCAGUGUGAAAUAGGACUCAUCGCGGGGACCGGCAGUAACGUGUGUUACAUGGAGGAGCUGAGCAACGUGGAGAAACUUCACGUCCCGCAGAACGGGAAGGAAGGGAGGAACGGGGGGAAGGUGGAGGAAGAGUGUACCGAAGCGCAAGCUAAAGACGUAAUUGGACGCGAAGCCGGGGAGGAAGAGGAAGAGGAGGAGGAGCAGAGCGGCCCCAACGUGAGGAUGUGUAUAAACACAGAGUGGGGGGGCUUGGGGGAGGACGGCUGUCUGGAUGACAUCAUCACGCCCUACGACAGCGCCGUGGACCGCGACUCGCUCAACCAGGGGAGGCAGAGAUUUGAAAAGAUGACCAGUGGACUGUAUUUAGGAGAGAUUGUCCGUCAGGUCCUGCUGGAUCUGACCCGGAGAGGUUUGCUGUUCAGAGGACACGUCACUGAAGCCUUAAAAACACCGGGGAUAUUCCACACCAAAUACCUUUCACAGAUAGAGAGUGACCGCUUGGCGCUACUGCAGGUCAGAUCUAUUCUACAGCAGCUGGGGCUGGAGAGCACUAUCAAUGACAGCAUCGUCGUGAAAGAGGUGUGCGGCGCCGUGUCCCAUCGAGCUGCUCAGAUCUGCGGGGCGGGGAUGGCUGCAGUGGUGGAUAAGAUCAGAGAGAACCGUGGACUGGACCAUCUGGACGUCACCGUAGGGGUGGACGGGACGCUGUACAAACUACACCCACAUUUUGCGGGGGUCAUGCAGCAGACGGUGAACAAGCUGGCUCCGCAGUGCAACGUCAACUUCCUGUUGUCGGAGGACGGCAGCGGGAAAGGAGCAGCGCUCAUCACCGCCGUGGGCUGCCGACUGAGAGAGGAGCUCAAGAGCCAAUAGAUCCUCUCUCCUCCUCUGUCUGCGUCUCUCUCUCUGCCUCUGUGUGCCGCUGCCCUCCAUACCCCUCCACUCCCUCCUUCCCGGGUCUUUCCUGGCUCCCCUCGGGGGGCUUCGCGCCCUCUGCUCUAGUUGCUUCAGCCCAACACCCCGCGUACCAGAGAGGAGAGGGAAGCGUUCGACAGCAGGGUUCUAGCGCCCUGCUGGUUUUACCUGUGCUUUGUGUUGUUCAGUUUUUAGAGAUUAAACGCGCACACUUAACUACUGUGAGCAGGGCAAGGGGGGGGGGGGGGGGGGGGUGGAGUAGUAGCAAAGAUAUAGUACAUUAUAGUACAGGAGGUCAGUUUAGGUCAUUCUGAGUGUUGACCUAAGAGCCAUGAGGUGUACUGGUUGGGAUCUGUUCUUUUAAUCGAUUCUCUUUUUAUUAUUGUUGAGGUUUGAGAGUUACACAAUGCAAGAUCAGCCACUAAUUGUCACUGCAGUCUCAAGCAAUACUUAAAAUAAUUCUUAAAACUACUUGAUACUGAAUACUGGAAACAUACGAAAGCCUACAUGCACAAUAUAUAUUUUAAAACAGGUGCUUUUUGGAACUCCUCGGAGGAGGCUAAACACUGAUUGUGAGGUAAAGUUGCGCUCUACGUCUGCUGAGCUAACAAUGAUUCACUGUCUGUUAAAAGGCGUAAAAAAGGGAAAGGAAAAUAUAUAUUUUUUAAAAGAUAUGUAUGUAUAAUGAGAUAAAGGGAGUAUUUUCUUUUGCUAAUAUCUUGCCUAGCUGUCAUAUCAUAUUGGCUAUUUAUUUUAUUUUUGUACUUAAAUGAUGUUGAAACAACCUGCAACUGUAGCAAGUCUAGAGAAAAAUAUAAUCAUAGUAAAGUUUACAAACAACUUAGUCCUGUUGAACAAUACAUUAUGUUUUCUCUAGUGUGCUGCAAAAGUUGUCCAAAGAUCACUUCUAAUGCUUUUAUCUAAAUGGAAUUUGUGUCAUUGUCAGUAAUCCUUUGUGGCUGUGAAACUGGCUGCUGAGAUUUUCAAUAUUAUUUUAAGAUUGCAGUUCACCAUGUCAUUGUAGUCCAAUUUAAAUAAAUGCUAUCCAAAGACAUUACCUAUUCAACCAAUCCAGUAACUGAUUAACUAUUACUGUCACUAUCAAGGUUAUACAAUACACUAGCAAUAAACCCCACAA
Gadus morhua (Atlantic cod) is the source of this 4283-nucleotide messenger RNA. Its product is annotated as hexokinase-1. Gene Ontology annotation, cellular component: mitochondrion; cytosol. Gene Ontology annotation, molecular function: D-glucose binding; ATP binding; fructokinase activity. The record is from RefSeq and is a predicted model, not a curated record. Lineage: Eukaryota; Metazoa; Chordata; Actinopteri; Gadiformes; Gadidae. The coding region runs from base 218 to 3103 and encodes 961 amino acids. Gene Ontology annotation, biological process: glucose 6-phosphate metabolic process; intracellular glucose homeostasis; carbohydrate phosphorylation. The transcript has 21 exons.